Messenger RNA from Pogona vitticeps (central bearded dragon), 3479 nucleotides. RefSeq names its product small ArfGAP2 (gene SMAP2). The record is from RefSeq and is a predicted model, not a curated record. Gene Ontology annotation, cellular component: cytoplasm. Gene Ontology annotation, molecular function: GTPase activator activity. Lineage: Eukaryota; Metazoa; Chordata; Lepidosauria; Squamata; Agamidae.
GCCAAGGGGAGGAAGGGCCUUCCUUGAAACGAGGGGGCGCCAGCCCAUGCUUCAUUGAAUAUAGCUAUUUUUUUUGGGGGGGGUGAGGGUUGACCUGAAGAUUUUUCCACCCCAGUUGGUCUGGCUUUGUGCAGGCGGGGGUUUGGUCUUGAGACCUUGCCCCUCUCCAAGGGUCCAGUUGGGGUUCUGCAACGUCUGCUUUUUGUGGGGUUCCUCAUAUGGGGGGAGCUCCAGACAGCUGAGGGGCUUUAAAUUGACAUCAAGGGGAUCCUUUGGCAUCUGUGUUGGUUUUGGUUUGGGGGGGGAAAGCGUUGGGGGCUGCUGAUGUCCUCCGUUUGGGCAGCGCCGGGAGGGGCCAGCUGCGGCCAGGGUGAGGUUGUCGAAGGACACAGAGUUUAACCCUUGACAGCCGGGUGGAUGUCAGCGCAUUUCUGGGGUGUGGAUUUGAGGGGAAGGUUCUGGGAGGUAUUACAAAGUGUGUGACAAUAUUGUGUUGUGUGUGUGUGUAUAGGGCAGUGCCAGACUGAGCGUAGCAGAAAGCCUUUUCGACAGGGAGCAACCGCGGAAGUCUCGCUGGGUGAAAAGACCGUGUUCUCUCUCUGGAGCAAGACUCUGGGUGAUGUGGAGGGGUGUGAGCUAAACUUUCGGGUGGGGAGGCUGGAGAGGCCUGCUUAAGAGGGCGAGGGGAAGAGAGGGGAUCUUGGCCUUUUGCUCCCUAGUCUCUCUCCCCCCACCCCACCCCCAUCCCCGCCAAGAGGCUGCCUCGCUGCUGCGGAGCCAUCGCUUAUCUGCAAUGACAGGCAAAUCCGUCCGGGAUGUGGACAGGUACCAAGCGGUCCUUGCGAAUCUUCUGCUAGAAGAGGAGAACCGAUACUGUGCCGACUGCCAGGCCAAAGGACCAAGAUGGGCCUCGUGGAAUAUUGGGGUGUUCAUCUGCAUCCGUUGUGCUGGGAUCCACCGGAACCUGGGCGUCCACAUCUCCCGAGUCAAAUCGGUCAAUCUGGACCAGUGGACGCAAGAACAGAUACAGUGCAUGCAGGAGAUGGGGAACGGCAAAGCGAAUCGCCUCUAUGAAGCCUACCUUCCGGACUCUUUCAGGCGGCCGCAGACAGACCAAGCAGUGGAAGGCUUUAUCAGGGACAAAUACGAGAGGAAAAAGUACAUAGACAGAAGCCUCGACAUCAACGCGUUACGGAGAGAAAAGGAUAACAAAUGGAGGAAGGAGGCGGCCUCCGAAAAAAAACUGGAACCCGUUAUCUUCGAGAAGGUGAAAAUGCCUCAGAAAAAGGAUGACCCUCAACAGAGGAAAAGCCCUUCCCGUUCUUCUGAACCUGUCAUGGACCUGCUGGGACUUGAUGUUCCUGUGUCAACCACCCUCCCCAAUGGUAGAUCUACUAGUUGUUUGGAGAAGGACCUUGACCUGUUUAGUUCUAUGGAAUCCGAAAGGAAGGUGGUUGGCUCCAUGCCCACAGCCGGAAGCGCUGGGUCCGUUCCUGAAAACCUGAACCUUUUCCCUGAGCCUGGAGGCAAGGCGGAUGACGCGGGGAAGAAACAGCUCUCUAAAGAUUCGAUCCUCUCCUUAUAUGGCUCCCAGACCCCGCAGCUGCCUGCACAAGGAGCGGUGUUCAUCGCCCCAGCCCAGAUGGGGUACCCUGCAGCCUACCCCAGUUUCCCGGGCAUGGCGCCACCGGGCGGCGUGAUGGGUGGCAUCAUGGCACCGCCGGUUGGAAUGAUGGCCCAGCCGGGAGCUGCCGGCAUGGUGACCCCUAUGGCCAUCCCCUCAGGUUAUGUCGGCGGAAUGCAGACAGCCGUUCUGGGGCUCCCCAAUGGGAUGAUGGGGGCGCAGCCGCCAGGCUAUGUGGCUGGCAUGGCUCCAGUCCCGCAGCCGAUGUAUGGGGUGCAGCCGGCCCAGCAGCUCCAAUGGAACCUUGCUCAGAUGACGCAGCAGAUGGCUGGGAUGAACUUCUAUGGGACAAACGGCAUGAUGGGCUACGGAGAGUCAGCAGGUCGAGGAGGGGCGCCAGGAACAAACCAAACCCUCAGUUCCCAGGUGUGGAAAUAAUGCCUCCGGAUUGGGACCACUCUUCCCCAAGAACACACUUUUUUUUUGCUUUCAGCUUCUGUUUUCCUGUUGGCUUUUCAUUUCUUCAUUAAACUUGCUUCUCAAGGUUAUUAUAGGUUUUACACACACAUGCACACACGCACACGCACACGCACACACACACACAACACACACACACACACACACACACACACACACACACACACACCCUUCCUGGUGGUCUCAGCCAGAUUUUGCCUACGUGGAAUAUUGCUUUCCUGCGCGGCCACCCAAGAGCACUGACCAAGCUGGCCUCUUGGCGGUCUUGGCUUCCUUGAGGGUGUCCUCCUGGCAGUGCAGGGAGGAAGGACCUCCAGCGGAGGUGGCAGCCUUUGGGGGCAGGAUUGAGCCAUCGCUGGAAAGCGGCCGUGCCGGGAGGCCACGAUGGCUGAGCCGAUUCUGAAUUUGCAACUUUGGGUCGCAGCUGCACCAAAGGCUUUUUGGUGGAAGGUUUGUUUGGUUAUUUUUUUUAAAAAAAAUUGGACAAGAAAGGUGGAAGGCUAGAAUCCUAUUGUGACUUUACACUUGCACAAGGGAAAUUGUGUAGCAUCACAGUGCUAGUAAUUAAGGCGCUGAUUACAAUCUUUGGUGGCAGAAUCAGACCGCAGCCAGCACCUUCAUACUGAGCGGCCAUCUGUUGCCAUCUUACGCAAUUUUCCCCGUGUAAGCAUAAACCAGCAGUAAGGUUCUGGUCUCCCUGUUUGGUCUCUGAGCUUAUUUCUGUUUUAUUGCCUUCUCCUUCCUCUACCUCCUCCUUUCCUAGUACUUUAUUUUUUCAUUUUUUGAAUUGCCCUCCUUUCUAGCCCAGCCCUUGUACUUCCACAUUCCAUUUCCCCUCCUCCUGCAUUCCAGAGGUAGUUCUGUCCCGGCUAGGAAGACAGCUUUCCUUGGACCUGUCGGGAUUCACACCCAUUAUGUUUUUUUCUGGAAUUCAGGAGGGGUGCUCAGCCAGGAAAACUGCACCUCUUAGGGAGCCACUGCUGCCUCCUUCCAACCUGUGGUGUUAACAUGUUUGAACAAUCAUUCCUUCUCAUUUCCUUCCUUUUCCCCCUUUCCUCCUCCUCCUCGACCAAGGGCCAAAACUCUGUGGUGAGUUUCUCCUUGCACUUUUUGUUUGUUUGCACUUUCUGUUCUGUUUAACGGCGUGCAUGCGCAGGCAUGCACACUCACCAACACUUGCCAGCUUGGAAGUUUUAAGGAUGGAGUAUAAAUCCUGGGAUUGAUGGGGGGGUCUGGCUCUCCUCCCCCCCCCCGCCACUUCACAAGGGAGGGACGCCCAACCUGAAGGACUUUGGUCAGCAUCACUGAAAGCCAGGCAUCUACUGUCUACUUUACCUUGUGUAUAUGUAAAUUCCUUAAUAAAAAUAUUGCAGUGAAA